This is a messenger RNA of Orbilia oligospora ATCC 24927, 861 nucleotides long. RefSeq lists its product as uncharacterized. The record is from RefSeq and is a predicted model, not a curated record. Gene Ontology annotation, molecular function: peroxidase activity. NCBI's taxonomy places the organism in Eukaryota, Fungi, Ascomycota, Orbiliomycetes, Orbiliales, Orbiliaceae. The coding region runs from base 1 to 861 and encodes 286 amino acids. The transcript has 2 exons.
AUGGGUGGCAUAGUUGACAAAACCGCGGGCGUCUUUAUCAAACUCUUCGUUUUCCAAUGGGACUUCGCUCUCUUCCUCCUUAACUUAGUCACUCCCGACCGUAAAGAAGGUCAAGUUGUUCCUAUCGGAUGUCCUGGCCACAAUCUCUCAUGGCCAGAAUAUGUUCCUCCAAAAGAAGGCGACUCUCGUUCUGCAUGCCCAAUGUUAAAUGCCAUGGCAAACCACGGAAUUCUCCCGCACGAUGGUAAAAAUAUUACUUUCGUAGAACUCAACCACAAGAUCCGACAAACCUUCAAUUUUGCCCCUACGUUCUGUUUCUUCGUACCCAAAUUCGCUGCGGAUUUUUUGAACCGAUCUUAUUGGAAGGAUAAGUUCGAUCUUGAGGAAAUUAGCAAGCACAAUGCCAUCGAGCACGAUGCAAGUUUGACCAGGCAAGAUGCUGCGUUGGUACCAGACCAGGCAAAACCGGACUUAAAGCUCGUUCAUGAUUUACUCGCCGAAGCUACUGGGAAAAUGGCAGAUGGUAGCGCUAGGCUUACAAUUCCAGACUUGUCGAGAGCAUUGGCAAAGCGACGAGUUGAUGCUAGGAAAACAAAUACAAAUUACUCUGAAAGUUUCUUCCACAAUGUUUUCGGAAGCUCAAACUCCUCUACAAUGCUCACACUAUUUGGUGGCUCUAUCAACGAUCUCACACCAAUGCUUACCGAAGAACGAUUUUCUGAACACUGGGAGCCACGCGUAAGGUCUCGAUUUGGUCUAACAAUGGCGAAAUUCAACAUGACCGUUCUCCCAGUGGAGAGGGGUGUUGAUACCAAGAAGAUUGAGAAGGAACAGGCCGAAGCCGCAGGAGCGACCAAUUGA